Peronospora belbahrii is the source of this 705-nucleotide messenger RNA. The record is from the annotation of a GenBank genome assembly. NCBI's taxonomy places the organism in Eukaryota, Oomycota, Peronosporomycetes, Peronosporales, Peronosporaceae.
AUGCAGAAAAUUUGGCGGUCGGCAGAGCUGCCGGCGCCGCUCGAGACAGAUGCGCUAGUACAGCAGAAUUUAAACACGCGCACGGAUCUGGAGGCGUGGGUUGAGGCUCAAAAGAUGCGCAUUCUUGAGGAGAAACGCACUGACCAGCUGCAGUCUCAGGAGCACGCACGCGCCACGGACGAAGCGCAGCGCAGGCGCGAGAUGCUGCAAAUGGAGCAUCAGAAGCUGUCGACUGAUACACAUACUAAGGAGAGAGAGUUAAACGCUAGCCAAGUAGAAAUUGAGGUGCUGCAAGCCGAGAAGAGCAGGAGAGAGCCCGUGGUGAAGAAAUUGUUUGAAAGGACAGUGGAAGAGGACGCAAAGCUUAAGCAAUUGCUUCAAGACUUGCAAAAGCAUAAAACAACGCAGAAGCAGCAGCUGCAGGAGCUCAAGCAGGGACUAAGAAUGUAUCAGAAGCUGGGACUCUUUUUCGAGCACUCAGGAGCAGAUCAAAUUGUUGUUCGGUUUACACAGAUUGACGCCCAGAACCCCGAUCGUGAGUUUUCAUUUCGGAUCACGAUCGACCCUAUAACUGAUCGAUAUAUUGUCAAUGAUUGUAAUCAAGAUGUGGCGUCGCUGAACGAUUUGGUGACAAAUCUCAACGAGACUGGCGACUUGGCACUGUUCAUCCGCUCCAUGCGCCGCAUGUUUAAACAGCUUGUGUAG